AUGGGUCAUAUUUCACCAGUGAGGGAUUCUCUAAUUCAAUCGUUUUUCGAGGAGACUGGGAAUCUUGAAGGCAAUGUGGAAACUUCUAUAAUAGACACAACCAUUAAUCACGGUGAACAACCAAAGCAAUCAACUCUUGAACAGACAACGGUCAUACUACCCAAAGUUCUGAAUACUGAGUCAUUUCAUGAGGAGUUUAAGAUUUUAAACAGGAAGUUGAAUUCGUUACUUAAAUUGCAAGUUGAUGGUGGAGAUAAAAAUUCAAUAUCUACUCUUAAUGUUGAUUUAAUGUUGCAAGCCCAAGAGCAUCGUAUUUUAGAUAAGCUUAAUCACAUGGAAGAGCCUGCUGAUUUAAGAAUCAAAUCUCAACUUGAUUCUUUCCAUAGUGUAAUUCGUGAAUUAAAAGAAACUACCAAGUCUUGCCAUAUUCUUUUUGUUCAAGAUGUGACUGUUCGUGAGAAUGUCAAUCUCAAAGUUCAAGAAUGA
Molecule: messenger RNA, 486 nt
Organism: Lactuca saligna
Lineage: Eukaryota; Viridiplantae; Streptophyta; Magnoliopsida; Asterales; Asteraceae
Source: the annotation of a GenBank genome assembly